Erigeron canadensis is the source of this 1027-nucleotide messenger RNA. Its product is annotated as putative F-box/LRR-repeat protein 23. The transcript is spliced from 2 exons. The record is from RefSeq and is a predicted model, not a curated record. Bases 385 to 822 code for a protein of 145 amino acids. NCBI's taxonomy places the organism in Eukaryota, Viridiplantae, Streptophyta, Magnoliopsida, Asterales, Asteraceae.
CAUUUGAUUUAUAACAUGCAGCUUCCUUUCUCUAGAUCCCCAAUAAACUGGCAGACCCUAUAUAAUCUGAUACUUUUUGAUAGAAAUGAUAGCAGUCCCUAGUUUUUACAAUGAAAUGAUGGUAACUUUUUAUUUUUCCCUGUUUCUCUGGUACAUUAACUCAGCUUAGACGUCUCAAGAUUAUCUAUUGUUUUGGUGAAAUGUAUGGAGUCUGGGUUGAACCUUUGAAGAAAUUAUCAUUAUUGGAGGAACUCAGCCUUUGUGAAGCAGAAAUCUGUGAUGAAGAUAUUUAAGCUGCUGGCCGCUACUGUCCCCUGCUAAGCACUCAAAGUUAAUCAAGUAGCGUAUAUAUUCUGUAAUGAUCAUGUUAAUGAUGAGGAGUACAUGGCUGACAGGAAUUCGUUAGCUGUAGCAAUUGGGAAAAACCUUCCUGAGUUAAGGCAUCUUGAACUCAUUGGAAAUUCCAUGACAAAUACUGGGUUGAAGGCGAUUCUGGAUGGUUGUCUUCAUCUUGAUUCAUUUGACUUACGUCAGUGUUUGUACAUUGAUCUUAAGGGAGACCUUGGAAAAAGAUGUUCUGAACAGAUCAAACAUCUAAAGCUGCCUCAUGAUGCUCUUGAUGGCUUCCAACAUCUUGAUGAAAAUGUUGACGUGCCAUAUGAUGUUACUUCUGAGUCUGAGAUACAUUCUGAUGGUUAUGAUGAUCCUUUCUACCAUGGCGUUGAUUAUGAGGAUUCUGAUGAUGAUUAUGAUGAAGGUGAUGAUUUGGCGAACUUAUUGAUGUUGAAUGAGGCGAUAGCUUUUAUGGCUAUGUGCAAGUAAUCUUUGGUGGAGAGAAAGGAAAGUUGAAUUUGGUAAUGACUGUCAACUGCUGAUGGCUGUCUAAUACCAGGAAUGUAAUUUUUAACCUCCAAACAUUUAUGGGUCAUAUAUGCAUCUUUGUGCUUGAAUUCUUGUAAACACUAAGAAGAUGAUGGUUUUAGAUUUUAUCAUAUGUUUUUGGUAUUGAAAUGCCUUAUCUUGAUAG